AUGGUUACAGGUAUAAAGAAAACUGUUAAAGUAGUAGUUGUAGGUGAUGGUGCUGUUGGUAAAACUUCACUUUUAAUUUUAUAUACAACUAAAGCAUUCCCAAAAGAUUAUGUACCAACAGUAUUUGAUAACUUUAAUUGUUUAGAGAUGUACGAUAAUAAACCAGUUAAUUUAGUAUUGUGGGAUACCGCUGGUCAAGAAGAUUAUGAUAAUUUACGUCCAUUGUCAUAUCCACAGACUGAUGUAUUUAUAAUAUGUUAUUCAGUAGUUAAAAGAGAUUCGUUAGAUAAUAUAAAGUAUAAAUGGUUACCUGAAAUUAAUCAAACUAAUCAGGGUACACCAAUUAUUUUAGUUGGUACAAAGACUGAUUUAAGGGAGGACAAAAAAACAUUAUCACAAUUACAAGAAUCAAAACAAGAACCAGUUUCAAGAGAUGAAGGUGUAGCAUUAGCAAAAGAGAUAGGUGCAGUACAAUUUUUCGAAUGUUCUGCAUUGACAGGUAAUGGUGUAAAUGAUAUUUUCGCUGCUGCAAUUAAAGCAGCUUUUAAUAAACCUGCUGUAACUUCACCAACUUCGAAAUCUAGUGGUAAAUCUUCACCUUCAUCUACCUCUUCAAAACCUUCUAAAACUACUACUACAACUACAACCUCUUCUUCUUCUUCUUCACCACCUGCUGCUUCAACUGCAAAACCAGCAGGUGAAAAGAAAUUAAGUUGGGGUUUGUUCCGUAAAAAAGAUAAAGAUGAAAAGAAACCAGCAAAAUAA
Molecule: messenger RNA, 765 nt
Organism: Dictyostelium discoideum AX4
Lineage: Eukaryota; Evosea; Eumycetozoa; Dictyosteliales; Dictyosteliaceae
Gene: racD
Product: Rho GTPase
Exons: 5
Coding region: 1-765 (254 amino acids)
Biological process (GO): mating
Molecular function (GO): GTPase activity; G protein activity; GTP binding
Source: RefSeq, a predicted model, not a curated record